Messenger RNA from Xyrichtys novacula (pearly razorfish), 12506 nucleotides. Lineage: Eukaryota; Metazoa; Chordata; Actinopteri; Labriformes; Labridae. The record is from the annotation of a GenBank genome assembly.
AACACAGGGCUGUUGAACACAUUGGAGAAGCAUUCACUUCAGGAGUCAUAUUGUUACCCAUCACAUCUAUUUUUCCGGGGCAAGUGGAUGUGUGCAGUGAGCAAAUAUUGACAGAUGAAAAUAUUUGUGUCUAAAGCCUUGUGAGACAAGCUGAUUGAUUUUUUUUGAAGGAAGGAGAUCAGUUUGUUGGUCAACAGUCUGCUGGGGAAACGAAAGGUAAGUUCAUAUUUGAUGUUUUUGGAUGGCUUUUAUUUUAGAGAAAAAAAAACGACCAGGAAAGGUUAGAACAAGCAUGAGAUGUGCAAUUGAACGCCACACGAAUUAAUAUAUCUCUUUACAGUGGAUUAUUGAAGGUAGAAUCGUGAAUCAGGAGGAUUUUCAUUGAAAAAAAAAAGAAACUGAAUGAAAUUAUCAAAUGUUUGAUAUAAGGAAUAUUCACGCACGUCUGGAAAUGCUGACAACUUGCAGGAAGCCUAUCUACAGGGAUACUUGUUGUUUAUCAUCGCAAUCCAAUGAGGGUGUGUCUGCUGGCACUGACCACUGUAACCUUCAGCGGACUCGCGGCAAAAAAACAAAAAAAUGUAAAUGUAAUCUGGAAAACGUGCGUGACCACAUUACAGAGUGUUAUCGUGACGAUAAGAGGAAAAACACAGACAUCACAUCUCGUGUGUGAAAAGACAAAAUAACACACACACGCACACACACAAAGCGGGUGAUGAUGUGUCGUCGCACAGAUCAGCAUCAGACGAUCCACAGGUUGAUGGACGCGGCUGAUGGGCGCGCAUGCGUCACACACAUAAUCUGAUGGUGAAAUCUAGUGUUUCGUCUAAACCGAUGGUGCCUACCUGGCUGUGAUCUGUGACAAUAUCACGAUGAUGUUAUAAGGGCGUGGAUGUUGUCCGCACCCAACUUUCUAGAAAUCACUGAAAUCACAACUGCUGCCCUUUAAAAAAAACACUAUCUUGUAAAUAAAUUUCAAUCUACUUCCAGUGACUUGUGAUCUUCCUGCCACGCCCCUUCUUACAGGCUCUAUUGCUGUCCUUAUCUCCAUGUGAUGCACCGUCUUAACCCAUUUUACUUCGGCGCCAGAAUUUUCAGUCAGAUACAGUUACCAUGGAGAUAUCUGGACUCUGAACGACGCACUCUGUUGUCAUGGCGAGCUAACAUGAUUAUGGUAGCAGAUGUAAGUGUAUUUUUCUCCACACAUAUGCCAUGGAGACCUGUGCUGUGGCCUAUUUAGCUGUCCUGUGUUUGUAAAUGAAUGUUGAAAAAGAAGGAAAAAUCAAUGUCUCUUGGUCUUUUUCACUGGGGGCAUCAGGAUCUUAUAUUUAGGCAACCAAAUAGAUAUUGUUGAAAAAGGAUGGGGAGCUCUAGUGCCAAACUCAGGCUGCUUAAACAUAAAAAUACUUUCAGUUUCAUUCUAUCAUUGUAUUUUUGCAAUUUGGAGAUUUUUGUGUGACAUAUUAUUCUCUUCCUUACCAUUGUUUCAUUUCUUACAGUUUUUACCCUCUUUUUUCAAUUUCACACCCUCACCUGUUGUGUCCUGCCAAAUUAUGCCUCUUCCUUAUCUCCCAUUUUCAGUGCCUCCCAGCCCGUCCUUUCUUUGUCUCCACAUUACAGGAAACAGCUUCCUCCUCCUGUUGUUUACUUGCUUUCUUCAUAGAUAAAGUCAUGUCCCUUUUCUUGUCCUCUCCUGUCAGACAAAAGGGGGGUGCCUGGCACUGGAACUAGAUAUUAUUCAAGAGUAGAGCAGACACAGUGUGUUAAGGACAGAUGGAGACGGCUCCUCAGGUGCCAUGUUUCAUAUCCAGGAAGAGAAAGGCUGGCUAUAAGGGCCAAAAAGCGACAUGAUUUAUUACUCAGGACAAUGCGAGUCAGCCAAACUCCCAAGUGGUGCCCUCUGGACAAACGUAUAACACUGACCCAUUAUUAGCUAAAAAUACUCCCUCUUCAUAAGAUUAAUUUCACACCCUAGCAAAUAGACUCACCAUUUUCAAAAAAUACAAAGGUUCUGCAGAGCCGGACAGAUAAAUCAGGGCUGGAUUCUAGUGAUGGGCACGGCAGUUCUUUUAGAUGUACUGAAUCACUAGAAUCAGUUCACUAAAAAGAUUUGUUCAAAAGAUUCGUUCACCAAAUUACCGAAUCAUUUGGCAGGAGAAGCCUGCGACUCUGACCUCCUGAACUGAUACACAGCUGAGCAGUUCAGAACGCAGUUCAAUUCAUAGCUUCUGGGUGUUUGGCUGUGUUGCUUUGGCAAACAGGUUUGUAAAAAUGAAGUUGUUUAUAGGUCAUGAUGUUCUAAGUGUACCGUCCUAUGGUAUGCUAUGUAUCAGGUCAGUGAGUGAUUCAUUCACUGAACGUUUAGAAGAAUUCACACCGAACAUGCACCGCUCCCUCGCAAACCGCUGCAAUGAUAGGAUGCUGCGGGUUUAAUGCACUACUUGUUAAAUGCUGUGUCCUAUUGUAUGCAAGUUGUUAUGGUGGCAAUUUAGUAGUGAGAAAAAAAAGAGGUAGUUUGAUCUGACAAAAAUGAUUCCAGUGAGUCAAGUUCAAUGUGUGAUUCGUUCACCAAGUGAUUCGCCAGCUGCUGGCCUGUCAAUGCUGUUUCUCACUUCAGCGCAAAGGAAGUGAGAAACGAACGAAUCACUCGAAAAGUGAUCCAGUUCAGUACGUUCACUUAAAAGAUUCGGCUCUUUUGAACGAAUCGUUUGCGAAUGACAAAACACCACUGAAUUUGCAUUGCCAAGAAUAUGUCUUUAAGUAAAUACUUUACAAGUCAACAGAGGUCACAUUUCUUCCCACCAACAAACUAACCAAUCACAAGUAUUUGUACUCUGGUGUGAAUGGACAUGUAGUAUUUUUGAGUGUCACUGAUUGCUCGACCUUUGACCUAGGUCAGUUUUUGUCUUCUCCAGAGUUAGUGUAAGUAGUCCAACGAAGCUCUUCGCCCCGAGCACGUAGCGUCAUAUGUACUCCAUUAAGAAGUCUCUCAGAGAGAAGAAUCACAAUCUGCCUUUCCAUUAGUGUCUGACAGACUAAUCUUUGAUGGGAGGUUUUAUCCAAAGAGACACUUCCAAACAGGUGGAAAACACCAAUGAGCUCCUUCUAAUUUAAAAAAAAAAAGAAAAAUAUUUACAGCUCUGUGUUUUCUGAUAAUGUCACAGAUAACUGCAAUUAUCUCCAAGUGUAAAUGUGCAGGAAAACAGUCAAUGUAAAGCCACUUUAGAGCAGUACAGGUAAUGUAAACUGACCUAAGUGCAGCAGCUCAAGAAGUCUUUACAUGACAGUAUUAGACAGGAUAAACAAGCAUGAUCUGCUCAUUUUUAGAGUAUGAAUCUCCUUUUGAUAUUACACAAUAAGAAGCAACAAUAAGAUGAAUUGUUUGGUUUGUAAACUGGAAGGAGCUCCAGGGUGACAACAUUAGAUUUGACUGUUGAUUCAUGUGCAGUAUCUGUAAAGGAUAAUCUAUAGUGAGUGGGUGGUUACGCAAAAUAGAUCCCCAAAAGGUGAGACAAGACCCUGAAGUGAUGCAAAAGAGUGGGCGUAUUUUACUUACGUGUUACCUGGCUACAAAGUAAAGAUACAAAUGAACUGACUCUAAGUGAUGUUAAAAGGUAUUUUAAAGUUUUAUAAGGAUUUGUUGAGCUAAAGAAAAUUGCCACUUAGAUUUGAAGGUUGACAGCACUUCCAUGGCAACAAUAUUCUGAUCUGCCUACUGCGGGGGAAUAUGCAUUAAAAAUAGCUCUUUAGUCACAAUGAAAUCUCAGCAUAAACUUGCUCAUUUACAUGGUCAAAAUAAACAUUUUCAUUAGUAAAGUCGGUGAAGUCAAAACAUCGGCAGUCUUAACAGAUGCAGGAAAUAACAGCAGCACCUUUAGGUCUAUAAUGUCUCUCUCCUGCUAACUUUACUGUCUCGUUUGCAUUUGAUUUUCUCUUAGACGGCCCCAUAACAUUUGUGGUUUGUUAUUGCUUCAUGUCUGUUCAGCAUGGUUGACAUCUCUUUCACCAAGCUCAUCAGUUUCUACGCUGUUUUUCUGUUCAGUCAUUUAAUCAUGAGGGUUAGAUUGGUUCAUGUCCCCUGAAUAAAUUGAAGUUUACAUAUGUUAUUUAGUAAACCAAUUUAAAACACAAAUAGAAAUGUUCAGCCACCAUGUUAACCAAUUUAGACAAAUACGUUUUUGCGUCAGUGUGGAGUGAGAUGAAAAGUGCCACGACUCUUUUCUGUGGAUUGAUUUGAUGUGACGUGUGAUGUAUUUGGCCCUUGCAUCACUCUUGCAAUUCAGGAUUGAUUUAGGGUUGCUGGGUUUCAACCAAUAAGAAUCAAGUAGUUUCACACAACAGGAUAAUGAGUCAGAGAGCCAAGAAGUAAAAAUUGAUAAACAUCUUAAAAAUCUUAAAAGUCAAGCAUGUUUUUUUCCCCUCUCUUUAAUGAUAACAGAAAUAUGCUGCUGAUCAACAACAUCACUCAUGCCUCACAGUGAAAAAAUGUCCACCUGUUGUACCUGAUCUGGAUCAAUGUUUAUUAAAAUGUCAAAAGUGAUAUGAGUAAUGAACAGUCUGGGGUCAACCAAUACUCCUGACAUAGGAAAAAUGAUAUCUCUCUCAAGAUGUGUAGAUGUGACAACACACCUCGAACACCUGCCAGAUCUCAUCUUUCACAUCUGAGGUUGACUGCAACGUUAUGUAAAGGUGCAACUAUGUAUGCACCAUGUACUCCCUCCCAAUCUGUGAGAUAACAUGAUUGAAAAAAACUAAAAACAAGCUUCAAAGCUUUUGAAAUGAAACUGUUUAAAAGGAGAAGAAACCGUCUUUUGAAUCCAAGGUUUUGAAAAUCAAAAUUGACAUCAGUAUUUCAGUAUUUAUACUUAUGGAGGAGGUGAUGCAACAUUUAAAGAAAGAGCUACUUACAAAAUUCAUGAAGAAAUGAUAGAUCUGCUUCUUUAAAUGCAAAACAUGUCCUCCACUAAAUGUUGAUACAAAAAAACUCAUUUCUUAGUCCAAAAUCCCACAUGGCAGGUUUAUAGAUUUAUAUAUAGGUGGUGGAAAAUCUACCACAGGCCAUUUUUUGAGUCUCAUAAACACCGUGGAUACAGUGCUGAGUCUGUAUGAAGGCUCACAAAUCAGAUAUAAGAAGCACAAAUAUACAAACAUCAGCUGUGUAGGAAUGCUACAGCUGCUACCUCUGCUAAUGGCUGUAAUGGACUAUUUUGGCUGUAAGUGCAUCAUGCCCGCUCCUGCUCAGACGGCUGAUGUUGUGCACAGUCAGGUGGGCAAAUGGACAUAAAUGGAUUCAUUAAAUAGGAUGAAUAGAAAGAUGCCAGUGUAUGAAGGCAGACGGGUCAGCUGUUCAGACAUUAAACAUGGUGGUAAAGCCUCCACUGAAUGAAUGAAAUGAUUGGACUCCUGCAGUAAAGCAGCUUCUACAGCUCAGGUGUAUUUUUUCCCCCUGUUGAUUUGUUUCUUUUUGUGUUGACGAUUCAGUGAGCACUUCUGACUGACUGACGCUCCAUUUAGUUGGUUUGAUUGCCUCUAAAUGUUGAUGUAUAACCCCUUUUGUUUGCUCAGGAGAGUAUAAAAGGAAAUUAGACCACUCAUAGAUACUGAUUCAUGAGCUGUUGUUGCAGCCAGAUCUGCAUUUGCACAAUAGUGAGUGCACUUACCAUAAUCCAUCUGGCAUAUCCUGCCAAGACCAACCGUCCUACCACACCUUUCAAAAUAGAUUUUUUUAUUUGUUCAAUUCAAAGACCUCAGUGUUUUAUAUCUUACCAACAAUAUGUUUCCUGUGUUUUUCUUUUCUUUCUUUUUUAUGUUUUUAUUCUUAACAUGAAAAGGAAAGGAAGAAAUCCUGAGCCUAAAUCUAAUGAACUUGGACGUUAAACUGAUUGUCAGACAUAAGCAACCCAUACUACGUGCUACUCAUAAAUCAAAGUUAUUAACUUGUCCAAAUAAAUAAAUUUAAAAAAAAAGCUGACCCAAGGCAGAUUUGAAGUCUGUGAGAUCAGAUUAGAGAAAAUAUACUUUUAAAAGUAAGUCAGUGAUUUAUUACAAGUUGUCUUAAAAAUUGUCACAGAAUAAAUACAAAAGAAGCAAACUCCUGCACACCAGCUGUCAAAUACAGUACUAGCAGCAGCUGAACACUAUUUUUAUAAACAGAUCUUGCUGCAUUAGUUCUGCGUGUUACAAUGCUGUUGAUAGAAUAAGUAGGUUUCAUUAGUGGCAUCAGGAAAGGUGAAUUAAUUUUUCAAAUCAAUGUUGUUGUCAGCACACCUUCCUCAUACCAACUCUGCAAAAGUCAGUCCUCCGGUCGAACCACCUCAGUCAGAAAAAGUCCGGACGCGCCCUGGUUUUGGCACAAUUGUGCACUCAGCCUAUUGUUAAAGCCAAAGUGCCAACGUGUUCAGGCAGACAAUUUUACCAGUGUGUUGUUAAGCAGUAAGUGCUCACCAUUUUCACCUUCCUCAGUGUAUUAGCAUUAUAAUAUGUUGUUAUUUGCUCUGAAUGCUAAUGACAACUCAGGCUGCUGCUUAUUUCAUGGGCUUUGGAGGUAGUUGCUGAUAAAAAAAGGCUUUUGACUUGCAGUAUGUGGCCUUCAGUUGCAGUCAGGACUCAGUCUUAGACAUUCAUCUCUUUUGCUCCACAUUUGCAUUGUUUUUCUGGAUGCUGUAUGUAAAACUUGUUGAGAUAUGGCAGUCUAGAGCUCUGUUACUGACUGAAUGACAAACUAACAAUGCAGCAACUAAGGCUGACUAUUUCUGUGGACAGCAGGUAACCCUACGGGAUGUGUGUGUAUUUUAAUUUUGAAAAAUAAAACCACUGAACAUGCUCUGUGGGAGCGGACGUGCAUUGCAUGAUUUAAAUGAAAUUAGGUCAAGGUUGUGUGAUGUCCACAGGGAGUAAGGUGUAAUCUCUUCCAGAAAAAGAGAACAUGUAUGUGGGCUCUGAACAUGCACCAUUAUAUAAAGUAGAGAUUAUAUCUGUGGGCCUUUUACAUCACUGAAACUUCAGGGGUUUGGAUGGAGGCGGUGCUCUGUGAUGGGGUUCCUUGUACGGUCACACUGUCUGCCGUGUAUAUUAACUAUAAAUGAUGUGAACCAUUGUUUUUGUGUUUGUGCAUUUCAAAUAUACAAACACCACACCUUUCAUUCUCUCUCACCCUCCCUCUUUAUCACUCUGUGUCAACAGUUGCCAUGGAAACUAUUUUGCUCUUCCUCUCUUCUCUCCUGGUGUGUGUGGCUGGUAAGUGUCCCCCCCUUCUCAUGAAACACAAACACACACUCACGCACGAAAAAAAAGGACACACAUUAAUGCAAACACUACUUGUCCACAGGGGGGCAGUGUUGGGAUAGGCAAUGAUGUCACACUGAGAGACACUGGCUGGGUGUGGGCUGAGAGCAAAACAGCAAUUUUACUACUUUAGGGCUUUAUGUGUUGGCUUCCUAGACUGGCAAGUCACAGUGUGGGUGGGAGUGUGUGUGUGUGUGUGUGUGUGAGAGAGAGAGGGAGAGUGAUAGGUCUGUUUGGAGUGUGUGAUUAAAUGUAAGACAAGGAGACACAUGCUCAGACUGUCACACUCUGUGAAUAGAUAACGUGAUGCUGUGCUGUGAAUGUGUUUGUGACACUUUAAGGUUGUGUAAGGUAAAACAAAGGCAGAUACAUCACUUGACUGACACAUACUUGGAUGUAUUUUUCCUUGUGGUUGGUAAAUCCCUGUGUUUCGAUCUUUUUUCUUUUCUUUCCACCCACUGAAUAAAACCAUCUCCUUUCUCCGCUGCCUCUCAGCUGUGACAGACCAGAGUACACAGGGUGAGUACUCUGGAUGUUUUCUCUAAUGGGGUCACACCCCAGUCCUCACAGCCUCAUAGAUGGCUCUGAUGGUUUCCAGAUCAAAUCAGACUCUUGUGGAUUUGCCCGUUACAGCUCAAAUUGACAGAGGUGUGGAUUAAGUCCAAAAGUGACCUGAUUCAUGUGAUGCAUUGAGUUGAAAUAGACUUGUGGGGAAUAAAAUCAAUACGGUAGAGAUGCAAUUGAUUGUUUUGUAGAAGAUCGGUAAAAGCAGUUCUUUAUUUCCCCUUUGGAUACAUAACCAAGAGUAGAUAUUGUCUAAUAUAAGAUGCUUUAACUAUAGUUCUGCUUUUUAGACCCUUUGGAACAAAAACUUUCAGCCAUAGACACGAUCUACAAACCCUUUAAGCUCUUGUGGGGACUUAAAAGCUUGUAAUUUAACGUGCAUCAAAUAGAAUGUUUCUUUAUGACAUACAAAAUGAAACCAACAAUACGAUACAAUGCAAUACGAUAUGAAACAAAAUGAUACAAAACGAUACAAUAUGAUAUGAUAUGAUAAGACAAGAUACAAUACGAUACGAUACGAUAAGGUAUGGUACGAUACAAUAUAAUACGAUACGAUACAAUAUGAUACCCCUUAUUGUCCCCUUAAGGAAAUUUGUCUUGGAUACAAUAUGAUAUGAUACAAUAAGACAAGAUACGAUACGAUUCAAAAUGAUACGAUACGAUAGGGUACAAUACGAUACGAUACAAUAUAAUAUGUUACGAUACGAUACGAUACGAUAGGGUACAAUACGAUACGAUACAAUAUAAUACGAUACGAUACGAUACGAUAUGAUACGAUACGAUACAAUACGAUACCCCUUAUUGUCCCUUAAGGAAAUUUGUCUUGGACUUCAGUGCUGCACAUGCUGAACUGCAAACUAGCAACAACCCACAUGCAAACAGGGAACACAUACAAAAACCACCGCGGAAAACAAACAACAUAUUUAACACAUUACCCAUAUUUUAUGAGAGGACAGCAUUGGGAGAGAAAGAUAAAAGCAAAGUUCAUCACUGGAAUUAUGAAAUGUCCAUUUUGAAGAUAUAAAAACUACCAUUUACAGUAUGAGCACUGUAAAAACAGAAAUCAAAGAUAUGAAUUCAAUCUCAUGGUCCUGAUUAUGCAAAGUACUUUGAUUGAUGACUUUGGAAGAUGAUGACACCAUAGAGUACUCUGACUGAAAUAAUGUCUCAUGGAUCAUGCUUUGAAGUUGCUGGAGCAAUAACUUGUUUCUGAAUGAGUGUUUUUUUUUCUUCUCAUAUUUUCAUAGACGACAAGACGGAAGAUGAAAACCCAUUUAUAUAUGGUAAGCAUACAGUUUACUUAUGCAAAUCUUGUUCUGCAGCUAAUCGUUGAGCCGCAGGGACACUUAACUUGUGUUCUGUAUUGGAUGGCAGUUGUUUCUCCUCUUUCAUGUUUCUAUGUUGUACGUCUGAUGUUCUUCUGCAGACUAUGAGACCCUGAGGAUCGGUGGUUUGGCGUUUGCGGUGGUGCUGUUCACACUGGGUAUUCUCCUUAUUCUCAGUAAGUCUAGCUCUUCCUCUGCAUUUGUGUAACAUUUUAAUAUGUGUUCAUGCACUCGUUUAAAAAGAAUGUUAUUAUCGGUUAUAUCAGUGAAAAAUGAUCAUUUCUGUUAUCAGGUAGAAGAUGCCGCUGCAGCAUCAACCAGAAGCCCAGGUACAUCACUUUCCCCCCUUGAUUACAAAAACAAUGAACCAUGACUUGGUUUUUAUUGUUAUUGACAUGAAUUCUCUCCUCAGUGCCCCUGGAGAUGAGGAACAACAGGAGGAGAACUUGAUUGUCUCAAAGGGUGAGACCUCACAUCCCUGUCUGCCACUUUCACCUCAUUUAUCUAGUCAAACCAUUUUGCCAGUCUCUUUAUUUUCCAUCUCUGUUUGUGUCCUGGAAUGGGAUCUUCUUGCAGGAAAGUAUCUUGACUGCCGUUUAUUCUGUCACAUGUAAGAUAUUGUUGGCAUAUUAAGUGCUGCAUGAACAAAGGGAUGUCAGAACCAAAGUGUUACAAUAUAAUAGGCUUAUAGAGAAUAAAAGAGAGCGAAUAUAAGCUCGCUAUGACCCAAAGGUAUUUUGAGAGGAUUAAUCCCUUAACACAGCUGAGAAGUUUCCAAAGGGAAAAAAGAAAGGAUGGACUUUUUUUGGCGGUAUCAUUACAGGAUGUAUCAGUCAACAGAAUAGUGCAGAGAAGCGCUGUUUUGUUAUGUGAAGAUUAUGUAAUCAGUUUCUUCAUAGAAUAUAGUAUAUUUGUUUUGAGAUUUAUCUUAUGGAGCAGAGGACCAAUUUAGAGUAGAUUCUACAGUUAUGUCACUGCAGUUAUGGAGGCAGAAAAUCACAGAGAACCUGGCCCUAUCCUUCCAGUAGGUGUUAAAUGUCUUGUUGUGCCAAAUGUAAGAUAAAAUCUUAAAAUGUAAGAAUAUUUUAUGUUGUAUUUAAGUGAAUUAUGAUAUAAACAGUUCAAAUACAGGGCAUGUAGUGAGUUACAUGCAACCACAGGCAUGGGGAGGACAGCUGACAGGGGGGCAUACUGUUGAACUUUCAAUAGGUUUUAAGUUUGAUUUUAACUUCUGGUUAGUUUGAACAGAAUUAAAGGAUUUACUAUUACUGAAGUUGAUGUCUUUAUUAAUAGAUAUAAUGGAUAUCAGAGUGUUUUUUUUUAUUGCUCUCAAUCCUAGCAGGUAGUGCAUAAUUUGAUUUCUUUAUUAUGAUGGCAUCUUGUACAACCUUCUGAGCGGCAUUGUAUUUAGUGUCUUGGAUGUCACCACUCAGUAAAAACUAUUUUAAGUGUGAAGAAGUUUGUAUGCCUUGAGUUUCUCUUCAGUAUAAAGGCUUGGUUUCUCCACAAGACAUAUCCAAAUGUCUGCAAACUGUAACUUAACACUUAGGAUGAGCUUGACUCUCUAAUCAUAGUGGUCCAUAACUUUCUAAUUAGCUGUGGCUGAAAGAUACUACCAGCUAAUUUUCUGCCACCACUUUGGUUCUGCCUGUCAGAGACGUUCACUCUCUUUUUUCAAACACAAAACUGACAUAUAUGGAGAGACGUUUUUCUUGGUGUUCUUAAUAAUACACUCAAAGAAUUCUUGAGAGGAAACAUCUCCAACACACAAACUUAAAAAUUACUGUCUUGUUGGUUUAAUGUGUUGUACUCUGAUUAACUGGCUCUUUAUUGGUGUCUUUCAGCUGCAGCGGCUGCCAAAGAGACUCCAGCAGAAAACUGAGGAACUGCACUGCCCUCUGGAGGAAUGUUUGAUUUAGUAUAAAGCCACUCUAGGGUUAAAUAAAUGGAUUAUUAUUAUAAUUAUUAUUAUUAUGAUUAUGGUUAUGUCAGGGUAAGAUGUAAACAUUUAGAAGUUUGAUAUGUAAAAUAAAUCUCGCCUGUUGUGUUCCUGUUGUGGCCGUGCCAGUCCCUCAGUGCUCUUGUAUGUUCCUGUGCCUUUCUGUGACAGUCCUACUCCUAUUUUUUGUCCGAGCUGUUAGCACCUUUGACACAUGAUUGUCUUGAAAGCAGGUAGGAGAAUAUUUAAUGUUAUGUGGUCUGCUGUUCUACGUUUCUAUCUAUUGUCUUUUAGAUUUUAGUAUUUGUCCGUUUGUUGUUUAAUUUGUCACAUCAUGGUGGUCAUUUUCCUCUGAAAUCACUCAGUGGGUCACACGUAUUGUUUUGGCACACCAAAGCAUUAAUAAAAAUUUUAAGGGGUUUCUUUCAAGUAAAAAGAAAAUCGAAAACCUGUUGUCCUAAAGUUUCACACAUCUUCUAGCCAUGAUAUUAAUCAGAUUGCUUGGAUGACAAAUAACCUAAAAUGCAGCAGUUUCGCAUUGUAGCCGUAGCAGCUUUCCACUUGAAUUGUGAUGUCAGAGAAAAACACAUGUUGUGUGAGUAUGGUCAACUCUUAUGGAUAAAGUUUGUUAUUGAAUUAUAACAUUUAUGCAUAUAUACUGUACACAUAUAUAAGUAUUGAAAUUAUACCAAUAGAUAACAGAUAAUAUACAGUUAAGUACUGUUUGUUGAGGUCCAUGUUUGAAUGAGUAUAUGUGUUUUUUGUGUGUAUUUACGAGUAUAUGUGGGUGCACAUGUAUCUUUCUGUCAGUGUGAUCAGCCUUAUGUAAGACAAUCUGAACUGCCAUUGAAGUAAAGCUCCUCCACCACAUUUGUAGUGGAGGGAGCUCUUGUAUCAGCUGUCUCACUGCCUCCCUCUCUUCUCCAUCACUGGCUCCACCUGGAUUAACUAGCCCACAAACUAUGAUUAGUUUCUCCACACACACUUACUCAGUCUGAGAAACUCAUGUCUUUUUUUUUCCUUCUUCAUGUCUCUUAUUUUGAUUUAAUUACUUUACCACAGGGCUUUGAAUAUUUAAAGAUAUAAUACAUAUCUUAAAAGAUAAGACAAAGUUCAAGUGAUGAGUUUGAGAGCAUUAGUGUAAUUCAAAGUGAUAUUAUUUAUGUGAAGACUAUGUUUAGAGUAGCCCAAUGUAAGUGAAAAAAAAAAAAGCGAGAGUGAACAAAAGCAAGCUCCUUUUUGUGUCGGGCUUCACCAACUCAGAGUUCAACCUGUUGGAAAGACGACUGCUGCACAAGUACAAGCAGUGUGUACACUCUUUACAUGAAGCCCCAUUGUGUAGCAACUUGCUGUGCUUUUUGCAUAAAUAAAUUGUGUCCAACCACAAAUAAUAA